AUGACGCUAUCGUCGGUUUGGACGGAGAAUACCACUGCCGCCGCUCAAUCGUCAUCGUCGAAUUUUCAGCCAUUGCAGUUGCCGCAGCUGACGUCUCAUGCCUCCGCCCGGGCUCACCACCAGAAUUUAAGACAAAGAAAUGUAUUUCACCUGUUAGCUCGGAGGGAGGUAUCUCCUCGAACAAAGCGAUGUCCCAAGAGGUAUUGGGGUGAGGCUUCAAGUCGUGGUUCUAAUUCCUCUGGAUUAAAACGUGAAUCAGCGAUAGAUGCAAGAGAAGAGCUUCUUUCAUGGGUAGAGGCAGAGUCAUUGCUACAUUUAGCAGCCAAGUAUUGCCCACUCUUGCCUCCCCCCAGGUCAACCAUUGUAGCGGCCUUUAGUCCUCUCCCCAGGUCAACUAUUGCAGCAGCCUUCAGUCCUGAUGGGAGGACACUUGCUUCUACGCAUGGAGACCAUACUGUAAAGAUAAUUGAUUGCCACACCGUAAAAUGUUUGAAGGUGUUGAGUGGUCAUCGGAGGACACCUUGGGUGGUUAGGUUCCACCCGCUGUAUCCUGAAGUUCUUGCAAGUGGAAGUUUAGACCACGAAGUUCGCUUGUGGGAUGCAAAAACAGCAGAGUGUAUAGGAUCACGUGAUUUUUACCGUCCUAUAGCUUCUAUCGCCUUUCAUGCCCAAGGGGAAAUUUUAGCUGUAGCUUCAGGCCACAAGCUCUACAUGUGGCACUACAACAGGAGAGGAGAGGCUUCCACACCAACUAUUAUACUUAAGACACGCCGAUCACUCCGAGCAGUGCAUUUCCACCCUCAUGCUGCCCCAUUUCUUCUAACUGCUGAGGUCAAUGAUCUUGACUCAUCAGACUCUUCAAUGACUCUUGCAACUUCCCCUGGGUACUUGCACUACCCUCCCCCAACCAUAUAUUUGGCAGAUACUUACUCGGCUUAUCGAUCUAACCUGGGAAAUGAGCUACCCAUCAUGCCUAUGCCAUUUUUAAUGUGGCUUACAAUUGGCCGAGGUGAUGGAAGACUACCUACUCAGCAGACUGAAGUUGACACAAGCUCUGGUGUUUCACAACAGAGGGUGGAUUCUUCUGCCUCUGUGCGGCUUCUCACAUAUUCAACUCCAUCGGGACAGUAUGAACUAGUACUGUCUCCAAUUGAAUCUGGUAGUUCUCCUGUGCGAGAAGAGUCGCAAACUAAUUCUGUAACAGCAGAAAUAGGAAAUACUGUUUCUCAGCCUGCUGUGGAUCCAAUGGAAACAGAUGUGCAACCUGAAGACAGAGGCAAUCAGUAUUUUCCUUUCUGUGAUCCAGCAUACUGGGAACUUCCCUUCUUGCAAGGGUGGCUGAUUGGUCAAAGCCAAGCUGGCCAACGUUCAAUGCAUGGACAAGAUGAAGGUUCUACUGAAGGUUUGCCUGCCUAUGGAGAAAUAGGGAAUCCAUCGUCAAUGGUUCCCCCAGUUAUUCAGAAUACUGUUGGUAAUUCAAGAAGUGCAGGAAGAUCUGGUUCACAGCACCGAUCUUCACGCUCUGGCACAAUACCAGCAACUGGUCCUGGAAAUGGUGCUACUCGUAACAGUAUUCGGCAUGAUCAGAGCAGUUCUCAAUCUUACAUGAACCAAGUCCAUUCUGAACUAGCCACUUCACUGGCUGCAAGUCCAUCUGCUGAGUUACCUUGCACUGUGAAGCUUAGAAUAUGGUCUCACGAUGUGAAAAAUCCUUGUGCAUCUCUCGAUGAUGAAAGAUGUCGCUUAACGAUUCCUCAUGCUGUACUUUGUAGUGAAAUGGGAGCCCAUUUUUCACCAUGUGGAAGAUUUUUAGCAGUCUGUGUGGCUUGUACCCUGCCAAACAUGGAAGCUGAUCCAGGUUUCCAAGCACAGGUUCAGCAUGAUGUUGCAGGGGGCUCGACAUCUCCAACAAGACAUCCAAUUUCUGCCCACCAAGUUAUGUAUGAGUUAAGGACAUAUUCUCUUGAGGAGGCUACAUUUGGCUUGGUUCUAGCCUCACGGGCAAUCAGAGCCGCUCACUGUUUAACUUCAAUACAGUUCUCCCCUACCUCGGAGCACCUGUUACUUGCCUAUGGUCGCCGUCAUAGUUCACUUCUUAAAAGUGUCGUGAUUGAUGGAGAUGCAACAAUUCCCAUUUACACCAUUCUGGAGAUUUACAGAGUUUCUGAUAUGAAACUUGUGAGAGUUCUUCCCAGUGCAGAGGAUGAGGUCAAUGUUGCUUGCUUCCAUCCUUCAGCAGGGGGUGGACUUGUAUAUGGAACCAAGGAAGGAAAGUUGAGGAUUCUUCGUUGUGAUCUUUCUCGUAGCUUUAAACAUGAAGGAUCUUGUUUACCAGAUGAAAACAUGUUUGAGGUUCCUUCAUAUGCAUUGGAAGGCUGA
Fraxinus pennsylvanica is the source of this 2379-nucleotide messenger RNA. The record is from the annotation of a GenBank genome assembly. NCBI's taxonomy places the organism in Eukaryota, Viridiplantae, Streptophyta, Magnoliopsida, Lamiales, Oleaceae.